Numida meleagris (helmeted guineafowl) is the source of this 2066-nucleotide messenger RNA. RefSeq names its product histone H1. The record is from RefSeq and is a predicted model, not a curated record. Gene Ontology annotation, biological process: nucleosome assembly. The coding region runs from base 1340 to 1996 and encodes 218 amino acids. The transcript has a single exon. Gene Ontology annotation, cellular component: nucleosome. Gene Ontology annotation, molecular function: structural constituent of chromatin; DNA binding. Lineage: Eukaryota; Metazoa; Chordata; Aves; Galliformes; Numididae.
AUAAUCAUCCAUUAGGAAACAAGAAAUUACAGGAAGCAAAAUGAUGUUGCGUUUUUGUGCCACAAAUGGUUACAAGAGGGAAAGAGCAGCUUUGAGGCGGCUGCGGGAAAAACAAGGGCCGUAGACAACAAUGGAAACAGCACAGAGAGUUAGAACGAGCAUUUCCUGAUGUGGGAAAGAAAAAAAUAGUACAGAGAAUUGGAAUGAGCACGUAUUGAUAGGAGAAAUUAAACGCAUUUAUUCCGUGGGCUCGAUGAUGUGUGCUCGAGGCUCUCCCCCUCCUGCUGGCAGAGUAACAGGGCCCGCAGAGCUGCAGGUGCUCCUGAUGCUGCUUCCAGAGAGGGAGUCGGGUCCUGCACAGUGACCGCGGGGUAUGUGGGGUGUGCUCUGAAGGGAGAGCCCCGAUAACGAUGUGGGGAGCGUCACAGCGCAGGGGGAUGGGAAGCCACCCGCAGCAGCGCCCGCCUCAGUCAGGCUGACUCAGAUGUCCACCAAAGCGGAUGAAAAUGAAAACACAGCUGAGGGACGGAGUCCCAGGUACUGAUCGCAAUGAUGAGCGAAAUCUGCCCCCGUGUCAGCCCCUUUGCUGAGGGGCUCAGUGCUUCAGUGGCACGGCAGCAGGGAUGGAUCACCGUAUGCGGGUACCCCAGUGCAGCGCUCUGAGGCCUUCUCCUCCCGGGGUAGGAGAAGUCCUUCGGGGGAUGUCAGGUUGCCCCUCACCUCACUGCAUCAGGCACUUCUUGAAGUUAUUUUAAUUAUUUUUAAUGGGUCAAAGGCUUGGGGACAAAGGAGCUAAUUUCUAAUCCAUAUUCAGUGCUCUCUAUGAGCCUGUGUUACUUCCUCCUCUCUGAAACCAAAUUGCGACGAAAAUAAUGACCCCAGCGCCUGGGUUUUGGCUCAGAUUAAGAGAAGACCCUUUAAAGAACAAUAAUUCGUUGCUCCGGGGGUGCAGCUUCCCACGGUGUGGAUUUUAUUUAGAAGGAAAAACAAAAGUUUCUGUCUCUCGAGGUCUGCCCAGGUCCAGGACUCGGGGUUUAUCGGCUCUUUUUUAACUCACCCGUCGCCUCUCCGGGGAGAAACUCCGCCCGGGGCAGCGGCAGCCUUUCCCCUCCGCGCCGCCGUGACUUGGGGCGAUUCGGUGGCGGAAAUUGUGGAAAAAACGCGCUUUUUCGCCUCUUAAGAAACACAAAACGAGCAGGGAGAAGGGAGCUCUGCGCCGUGCGGCGGGGCGGGCUCUGCAGCGCACCAAUCACCGCGCGGCUCCGCUCUAUAAAUACGAGGCCGCCGACUUGCUCCAGGCCCAGUGGUUCCCCCUGUUCUGCGGACGACGGCCGCGACCAUGUCGGAGACCGCGCCCGUUGCCGCGCCCGCAGUGUCUGCGCCCGGCGCCAAGGCCGCCGCCAAGAAGCCGAAGAAGGCGGCGGGCGGCGCCAAAGCCCGCAAGCCCGCGGGCCCCAGCGUCACCGAGCUGAUCACCAAGGCCGUGUCUGCCUCCAAGGAGCGCAAGGGGCUCUCCCUCGCCGCGCUCAAGAAGGCGCUGGCCGCCGGCGGCUACGACGUAGAGAAGAACAACAGCCGCAUCAAGCUGGGGCUCAAGAGUCUCGUCAACAAGGGCACCCUGGUGCAGACCAAGGGCACCGGCGCCUCCGGCUCUUUCAAGCUGAAUAAAAAGCCAGGUGAGACCAAAGAGAAGACAACAAAGAAAAAGCCCGCGGCCAAGCCCAAGAAACCGGCGGCCAAGAAGCCCGCCAGUGCUGCCAAGAAGCCCAAGAAGGCGGCAGCAGUGAAGAAGAGCCCCAAGAAAGCCAAGAAGCCGGCGGCAGCUGCCACUAAGAAGGCAGCCAAGAGCCCCAAGAAGGCUGCCAAGGCUGGCCGCCCCAAGAAGCCCGCUAAGAGCCCAGCCAAAGCGAAGGCGGUGAAGCCCAAAGCUGCCAAGCCCAAGGCGACCAAACCCAAGGCAGCCAAGGCAAAGAAGACGGCAGCCAAAAAGAAGUAAGACGACAGAAGAAAUUGGAGUCUGCUCAUUUAAAUAAACCCAAAGGCUCUUUUAAGAGCCACCCACUUAA